Molecule: messenger RNA, 2037 nt
Organism: Dendroctonus ponderosae (mountain pine beetle)
Lineage: Eukaryota; Metazoa; Arthropoda; Insecta; Coleoptera; Curculionidae
Product: proton-coupled folate transporter
Exons: 10
Coding region: 474-1883 (469 amino acids)
Biological process (GO): transmembrane transport
Cellular component (GO): membrane
Molecular function (GO): transmembrane transporter activity
Source: RefSeq, a predicted model, not a curated record
GUUUCACAUGAACCAACCAGCAGAGUUAAUAAUACCAAUUUAUUGACCUUCGCACAUUCUACCGGCAACAAACAAAGCAAAUGAGCUUCAAGUUCAAAGCGCAAAUUGGAUAUCGUGUCAUGGCAGUCGGUUGUCUCUGAUUAGCUAAAAUCGGCAUUUGUUUAACUAAGUCUUCUUGAUUGAUGUGCUUGCACAAAGAACGUGUUAAAGUGUUAGAGUUUUCACUAAAACCCAAAACGAUUUUUUAACAUCCACCAGUUGAAUUGGAUUCAGCAAAUACAGGUGUUAAUGCUAUGUUGUAGAUAAUGAGCAUCAUUUUCGAUAAACCUGCCUAAUCAAGCACAUGUUUUUAAACUUAUUGCGCCGAUCACAGCUGCUUAUGGUGUGAGCAAAUAUUUUUUCGAAUGCUGAAUUGCAUCGAAUCGAGCAAAAAGUAAAUCUUGGUCAAACUGCCGUCGGUUGAACUGGCAGAAAUGGGUUUCAAGCUCAGUUUAGAGAUUCCGGUGUUUUUCUCCGCAUUGGCUUUUAUGUUAACAGUCAGUGUUAAUAGCAACCUUCUAAUUUAUAGAACAUGCUAUGUUCUUUUGCACCAUAAUCAAUCGAAUUGUGCAAAGUUGGGGUUUGUCAAUGAUAAUGCGACGGAAACUUUGGAAAAGCUAGUAGAGCCAACGGCCACGUAUAUUCAACUAGUACGAACCAUAGUUGAGUCUGCUUUUGGAUCGGUUCUUUGUCUAGUUGUGGCUCCAUGGAGUGACCGAUUCGGUAGAAAGCCUGUCAUUGUAGUCGCAUUUGUAGGUGGUACCAUUUCCUUACUGCUCCAUAUAGUAUUUGCGGCUGUAGAUACUUUAACUCCUUGGUUCAUGCUAGUCAUAUCAGUUCCUAUUAUCCUAACUGGAGGUGGUGUCAGUUUUUUCACUGUUGUAUCCGCCUAUUUAUCGGACUCAACCACACCAGAAGAAAGAGGCCUAAGGAUGGGAAUUCUGGAUGUGGUGAUGGCCUUGGCAUCUUUAAUAGGCAACACUUCCAGUUCCUACAUUUUGAUUGCUACCAACUAUUUCAUAGUGUAUUGCAUUGCAACAGCUUGCCAACUUGUUGCGUUGGGGUAUGCCAUAUUUUUCGUUCCCGAAUCUCUUCCGGAGCGUGAAACUAAAAACCCGAUUGCAGGGAUUUUCAGCAAAUCGAACAUUAUCCAAAUGCUCAAAACUCCCUUUAUUCAAAGAGAGGGCUCGAAACGCACUCUCCUACUCCUUAUAAUGAUUUCCAUGCUUCUGGGAUUCACCUCGACUGGAUCGGGGCAGUUAUUUUUCUUUUUCGUUCGGGAAAAGUUACAGUGGACAUUGACCAAGUUCACUUGGUAUGGAACUGUUGUUAAUAUAUUGGGCUUAUUUGCCACCGCUGUUGUAGUGUAUUUGUUUCACACAGUGCUAAAAAUUAAGGAAACUGUGCUGAUUUUUGUUGGCUCGCUGUUUUCAGUGGUUUCCCUAAUUACACUUGGUUUGGCUCUAAAGGACUGGCAGGUAUAUCUAGGGGCAAUUUUAAAUUUGCCCUCAUAUGGCCAGGGUGCCCUAAUGAGGUCUCUGAUCUCCAAACUAGUACACGAAGAAGAAGUAGCGAAAAUCCUAUCGGCUUUCAACAUUGGCUCAAACGUUUUGAACCCAUUGAGCUCGAUCGGAUAUACUGCCUUGUAUAAUGCGACUAUCAAUACAGACGCAGGAUUAUACAAUUUUGUUACAGCUGGUAUUGUCUUUGGUUGCUCGAUCAUAUUCAUGUUUGCUCUGAUAGUUCAGCGAAAGGCAAGUAUAGAGGAAUAUGAUGUGUUGGAAAGUGACGAAAAUAGUAGUGAGCCAGAGAAUGUUAUAGCUAACGAAAUAAAUUCCACGUAAAAAUUGCAAAUUUCCAAAGUUUUCCGAAUCAUCUGUGAUUUAUUACAAUGUGAUAUCUAUAUGAAAAUUAUCGACUUAGGCAAUGCUAUAAUCAAUAAGUUGUUUUUUCAAUUUUUUUACCUGAAAUACAUGUUUGGUGUCCAGUUUCCUAAAA